Messenger RNA from Corvus hawaiiensis (hawaiian crow), 7811 nucleotides. RefSeq names its product ubiquitin conjugating enzyme E2 W (gene UBE2W). Bases 79 to 525 code for a protein of 148 amino acids. Lineage: Eukaryota; Metazoa; Chordata; Aves; Passeriformes; Corvidae. The transcript has 6 exons. The record is from RefSeq and is a predicted model, not a curated record.
AGGUUGAGGGCGUCGAGCUCCGGGUAGCGGGGCCGGGGAGGGCAGGUGGCGGCAGGGAAGGGCUGGUCCGGCGCCGCGAUGGAGAAACGAUUACAAAAAGAACUAUUGGCAUUUCAAAAUGAUCCACCUCCAGGAAUGACUCUAGAUGAAAAGAGUGUACAAAAUUCAAUUACACAGUGGAUUGUAGACAUGGAAGGUGCUCCAGGAACACUCUAUGAAGGGGAGAAAUUUCAGCUUUUAUUUAAGUUUAGUAGUCGGUAUCCUUUUGAUUCACCUCAGGUCAUGUUUACUGGAGACAAUAUCCCUGUUCAUCCUCAUGUUUAUAGCAAUGGUCAUAUCUGUUUAUCCAUUCUAACAGAAGACUGGUCUCCAGCCCUCUCAGUGCAAUCUGUUUGUCUUAGCAUUAUUAGCAUGCUUUCCAGCUGCAAAGAAAAGAGACGACCUCCAGAUAACUCAUUUUAUGUAAGAACAUGUAACAAGAAUCCAAAGAAAACAAAGUGGUGGUAUCAUGAUGACACAUGUUGAUGCCACCAUUUGGUGAUCCUCGUAGCAGAAGAUAGUCCUACUGAGAAAAUGAGCACUUUGAUCAUUCAGUCUUUGAACUUUAACCUUUGACUGGAAGUGACCUAUAGGCAAUGAAGACUACUUCCUUUGACUGCAUUUUUACUAGUGUGCAUUCUGGGCGCAUGUUGAUCGCUGGUUCAGUCCAUGCAACUGACAUGCUUUUAUUAGUCAUACAGUAUUAAUGCAGGUGUCCAGAAAUGUCAGAAUAAUUCCAUUAUUUUUAUUUUAAGCUUUGGAAGAAUUCCAGGUCUUCAUAUAUUGUGCAAUAACACUGAGCUCCUUGGCGGUUUUGGUGCAUCCAUUGCCGGCAAUGGACGUUGUACCAGGGAAAGGUUUUGCUCCUGCCACAAAAAAAGAUUGACGCAUGACAGAGUUUAUGAAAGUUUUGGCUAUAUUUGGAUUAUAAGCAAGGGAUUGACAAUUACCUUAAAUCCAGCCCAUUCUUUUAUAUUUGGAUUCUAUGCACUGUGACCACAAAACUAGCAGCAUGAGUUAACAUGCCUAGCUGAAGGACUGUAAUAAGAUCAUUACGUAUUUAUUAAAUUGUUUAUCUGCUGUCAAAUUAUUUUGACAUGGGCAGUUUUUCAAGUGACAUUGGCAGAGAGGUACAAUGUUAUCCCUAUGGUGAAAUAAAACUACUUUUUGUAUAUAGUUAUUCAUAUCUCUGAAGCAAAGGUAUGAGUAAUUUAGGGUAUGAGUGAUUUAAACAAGAAUUUAUUUUGGAGAUAGAGGAUGGCAGUGAUACAACUGAACUUGCUGCAGUCCGUAAUUGGGCUUGUAAUUUGUACUUUAGAGCUUUUUCCAAAUAGAUUGCACACUGUUAUUUCCUGCUAGCCAUCAGCAUGAGCCCUACUGCCUACACCAAUAUUUCAUUUAUUUAUAUGUUCGAAAGCAAUCCAUAUAACAUUUUUUUGUUUGCAUUCACUGUUUCUUUUGUGUUGUAUGUCAUGUUUGAAUGUUACAAAACAAUAUUUUGAUUGAAAAGCUUUGUCAGAAGAUAUUUUCAUGUAAAUUAUUUCUUUAUCUUGUAAGCAUCAUCUUGUCUUUUAAUCCUGUAUUAUAAAAAGAAAAAAAAAUACAUUUUUGACAGAGGCUUAAAGUUUUCACAAAAAAGUGUGGACCUUCUUAUUUAAGUUUAGACUAAAGUAUAUUUUCUUAACUUGCUUGUCCCACGUAGCCAUGCCAAUUUUUCCAGACUUUUCUUCACCAAAAAAACAGGGGAAAAGCCUAAAAUCAGACAUUUUUCUGUGGAGCAACAUUUAUUGAAAUGAUAGUUGUUCUCAGCACUCUGUAAUAUUUUAUACUGCAAUUAGGUUGUCUUUUUAGGAAGCACUUUUAUAAACUUAAUACCUUUACACAUAUGCAAAAUUUCUAUAAUUUUUUUUUACUGUUGCCUUAUUGUUGCACUCAAAAAAAAAUUCAAGCAAUUAAUGCAUGAAUGUCUAAAUCAAGUAACAGCUUGAUGUAAAAACAAACAAAAGCAAAAAAAAAAAUCCCUAAACCCAAUCGAGAAUGAGUAACUACAAUAACAAACAGAAAAUUGGCUGAAAAGACUGAUUUCUUUUUUUUUAAUCUGCUGUAUGAUAACUGAUAUUUUAUAGCCUUGUACAUACUUCUCUGUUACCUAUUGUUUAAAACGUUAAAAAAAAAGUAUAGAUGCCUAACUCAGGGUGGAUAGAGUUUAGAUGGAUUUGCUUCAGAGAAGUAUUUUGUACAGCAUCAGAACUGUAGAUACUGGUAGUGAAGUGAGGCUGCAAUAUACUUCAGGAACUGCUUGUUUUUUUCUACUGUACUGAAAAUAUCUCUUGGCCUUUAAAACUCAGUGGUUAAAUCUAGCUUUGGAUAUGAAUUUGAUGAGUGUAUAUAUUUUCACAAUGAGCCUUUGAAAGAUAGAAUUCAUUUUCUUUUAAGAGACAAAAAAAAAGUCAUUUUAAACAAAAGAGAUACUUAUGCUCUAAACUUUUCGUUUAGCAAAAUCUUACUGUUGUGAGUUCAUCAAACCGGUUAUUUUUGGAAAUGGUUCAUAUGAAAGAGCAGUGAUCUGAUACUUAAUCUGUAUAGUCUUGUUAAUUGCUCUAUAUUAGUUGAAACAAUUGAGAAGUUAAUGUAUGAAUGGUUCACAUAAUGGAUCAUAUCAAAAUAGUCCACAGGAAAGAGACCUUAAUGUGACCAGGUAAUGUCUGAAGAAAUGGCUUAAGUACAUCUCAGAUUCAGUUAUCUUUUCAUAUAGUGGCUUCUGAAACUACAAUACAUGGUUUCAGAGAAGCUUUAGGACAUACCAUAUGUAUUUUGUUGAAGUUGGGUGUUGUAGUGCAAAGCAUUAUACAUUUAUUGACCUGUGCUAUCACAUGGACUAUAGUGAAGUUAAAUAACCAAAUUUAUGCUGCUGUUUAAUAAACUCCCAUGACCUAUAAUAUACUUAGAUCAAGAAAAUGCAAGGUAGAUUAGAAGAGAAUGUACCUCAGGUCUUUUAGUUUACAGUAGAAAUGCCUCAUUGGUUCUCUUGUAGAUCUGUGGGUAAGUUCACCUAUAUAGAGAGGGCCAAGACAAAGCUUAUAUACCACUCAAGCCCUCAAAAUAAUGCAACUAUUCUGACAGUGCUAUGAUGUCCUGAAAAAGGGCUUGAAUUAGAUGAAGGUGGUGCCAUCCUUUCCCUAGGGUGACCCUGUGUAUGUAACUUUCUUUCACUUGGAAUUUAUCACAUGGAAUGGUCACAGAAUUGGCUUGAAACUAUCUUGCUUUUAUUUUGUGUCAAUAUUCCUGUUGUUAAACAUUUUGUUUUGUGUUUAGUGUCUUUAUACUAUAACACAAUAAAUUCUUGUUUUAAAAUAGAUUACUACCCUUGAAUGGAAAUGUGUGUGGACCUUUUCAUGGUGGAGUGCAGAAGCACAGUUCCUUAAAUUCAGCCACUCUUGAGACAAAGCUGCCAGUAAUUCUAAAGUGUUGUGAUGCAUAUCGGAGAGGAAUUUGCGUAACAGCAAGGUGUUUCCUCUUUCUCCAGAGGGUAUCUGUUGUAACAGCUGAAGGAAAUAGCUGAUUUAAAAAAUAAAAAUCACUAAGAUGUAAUGCUUUCAUUUCUCACAGAUGAUCAAAUACUUCUUAAUCAUGGUUUUUUUUGCCAUUUGACAAGCACUUAAAAUACUUAAUGAGAAGUUUCAGAUGCAGGAUUCUUGUUUGCCUGCAGUGGUGGGAAAAGAGUUUUCUAUUAUUUUGCCAGCAUGUAUCAGGACUGUUUAAUUAAAUCUGUGCCUCAUACCAAUAAUUGCUUUCAGUUUUGUACAUUUUUUUUGGUUCAAGAGAUGAUGUCUGCUGCUUUGUGAAAGGCAAGGCACUGCAUACCUGAAACAUGUAUUUUUAUGAAAAAUUAAGUUUUUAAAAUUCAUAUAUUUUGUGUUGUGAGAAUUAUUCUGAAUGUUUAUUUUUUAUUUGCUACUUUUUUUUGAAAGUCUGACAAAAGCCUAAGAUGUGAAGUAUAUUUAAAGGUAUGAUUUAAGGAGACCAUAAAGUUUCCAGGUCAGUAAUUAAUGAUGUUUUAAAAAGAAAGGGGGGAAAGUCCUAAUUAAGCCCUAAUUAAAUUAAAAGAUUUGGAAAAGUGCAGCUAUAGAAUUCCAAGGUUUGGAGGAAGCCAGUAUGGUUUUUGCCUCCUCUGGUAGAGCAAUUGAGCAUUAUGUUGUGUUUGCAUGCUCACAAAUCCUGAUCAUUCUAAAGAACAGGUUUGAAUGAAGUUUCUUUUGAAACCAGUUGCUUUUAAUCAAUAUCACCCAAUCCAAUCUAAUAAACCAAUCCACUCUAAUACACAGCGGUACCUGAAUAGUUGGGUGUUGAACUGAAUAAGAGGAAUUAAGCUGUCUCAGUGAUAUUCUAUCUUCAGCUGCAGUCACACAGCAGCAUGGGAAGAGAGACUUUGGAUUUGGUUUUUGUGCCAUGUACUUGUUGGCCUGUUGUUUCUAGGACUAAUAAUAAAUUUCCAAACCUCCAGGCCUUAAAAUACCUUUAUAAAAUUGAAAGAGUAGAAAUAUCAUGAGCCACCUUUUACUAUAAAAUAUAGUUCAGAAAUACAAAUUUGAAGAUACUUAGACUCUGUUUUUGUUUCAUUUUACUGAUAAUAGCAGUGCGGGAAAAUCUGUUCCUUGCCAUUUCUUUUUCCUGCAGAUUUUAUGUACUUUUUAAAUAGUGUCAUGGGAGUUUUGAUCAGCUGAUGCAAUGUAGCAAAUUCUCUCUGGAGCUACUUAAAGUGAAUUUUUAAAAAUUACACAGUAAGAGCAUUUCAGUACCAUUGUAGUUCCAAAGUAAUUUCUAUCCUGAAAUAUGUAGGAAAAGCUUGUAGGUUUCAUUCAGAUAAUUAUUUUGUAUUUAAAAACCAAAAAUGAAAUGCAGAAUCAAUUGACUGUGCAGUGUAUAUCAAUGCAGAGAUUGGAUUUAUAAGCCUGUGUCCAUAGUCUCUAAUAUAAUACUUCGUAGGAGCUUUAAUGUGUGAGUCAGUAGGAGUAGGUUAGAUUGUAUUUAACUCCCUCUACUUUACAUACAUGCUUUGUGCAGUGUAACUUAGUCUUUUAAGUGACAUUUUUCUCUUGACCUCUGCUGUUGAAGGGGCUGCUUGCAAGAGACUCUUCUGAAUAGGAAUCCAGUGAAGAAUUGAAAACCAUAAUGAUGGCCUCAAAGAAAGAUGUUACAAUCUGAAAUCCUGUAACACUGACCUCAGUUCUUCCCUCAUGCUGGCCUGUUUUUUGUUAUUUAAAAUCUCCAUGAUAAGACCUUUAAACUUCUGUCUUGCCUUCAGCAAUUGGGAACCUGUUUUCUUCAAGCCCUUUGAAGUGGUUUGUGCCAAGUAGGUCCAGGUUAAAUCUGUUCUGAUGAACAUUCUGGGCCCUUUCUCUUCCCAGGACUGCAAUAUUAUCUGGAUGCUGCUAAUGCAGUUCUCCAGGGCAUUUAACCCUUAAAGAUAAAAUCAAGCAUGGUUCCUGCUAUUACCAGAGAAGGAGGAAUUUGUACUCCUUCCUUUCCAGUCUAAUGAUUUACAUUCCUACCUUGCAUCUAACUUUAUUCUUGAGUCUACACUGAGAUGAUUUAUCGUGGUAAACCAGUAGGAAACUGACUUAACAAAAAGUGAAAAUCUGUCUUCUCAAUUAGCAAAUUAGAUCAACUUGAUGCAUAAUCAAUAGUUUCAGAGCUAGUGCAGGAAAUGGAAAGCAUUGUGUAGCUGGAGUUCGGAAGGUGGGGGCUAAAAUAUGAUUUGUAUCUUUAGAAUUUUCUGCAUAAUUUAAUGUAUUAGCAGCCUUGUGUUAUGCAGAAGCUGAGUUAUGUGCUAUGAAAAGCCUGAGAGCUGGAGGUCUGGACUGCUUAUAACAGUCUAUGGCAGGGGACUCUCCUACCUUUUUUGACUCUUUUCUAGUAAAAGAAAUCUGAAGUUGUUCAAAACCUUCAAGUGAUCUGUUACCUGUCCAUUUAGAUGCCUUGAAUUUUAGUGCUCAGGAACAGGUUGGCUUUUUGUGUUCUGUUCUGGGGUUUUUUUGUUUUUUUGGUUUUUUUUAAGUAUCAAGUCUGUAGUCAAUGUUCUGUGAGGAUAUUUUCAGUUAACUUUUUAUCAGAUCAGUGUUGUCAAACCUUAAAUAUAGUUACAGAUGCAGUGAAACUGUUCAGAAAAUGCCAGGUAUUUUCCAGAAGGAAGGCAAUAAUGUUAAAAAUCAAUUGUUCUUGAGAUCAGAUAAAAAGCCAGAUGUGUUUACAGUCAUCUAACACAGAAAACACUUGUGUCCCAAGUCUGAGAGAUCUCAUUUGUCUAUUGUAUACUUCAAGAACAGGACUCUUGCACUCUGGUAGGAGGUUUUCAAGACAAAACCACACUGGUCAUCAUCUCAUCCCUUCCUCUGAAGGCCUUGUUCAAGGAAUGGAUGAAACUUGGUGCCUUUGAUCUGUAUUUAUUUGUGCUCGGUCAAUGAAGAAUGUGUGACAGCUGUUACUCUGACUGGUGAUAAAGUAUGAAUAGCUCUUGAGUCUCAUUCUGUAAACUGUCCAUAUGUCUGCAGAAAACAUUGUUAGCUAUGUUUCACACGCACAGAAUAAAGUACAUCUUUAUCUACUUGGUGUAGACAAUUUAUUGAAGAUCAGAACUCUGGAAAAUGCAGUAUAGGAUAUAUAUGUAACUAAACAAAUGACAAAGAGAAGUCGUUGAAUCUCCAGAUGACUUAGAGUAUAUCAAGCCUAAAGUCUUGAUUUGCAUAAGGUUUUAAAUUUGUGGGGUUUGAGGUGAGGGGAGAAAUUGGGGGCAUCAUCUUGCACCGGUAUCUUCUGUCUCACACUUGGUCUUGGAAUAUAACUCUUUUAAUCUCUUAAGUAUCUGUGUGUUGUCAUCUGCCCCAAGCAGAAACUACUGUCUUAAGCAUUGUGCUGGAGUAACAGGUGGCUUCAUGUUCCUUAAAUAAUAAUAAUCCAGACAGUCCUGUACUGGGACUGAUUUUUUCAAAAUGUCCUUCAAAUUGUGUUGACCAAUACAAUGAGAAUACCACAUGGAGAUAGGCUAUGCUCACAAAGUAGGGUGGGAGGGAAAACAACCAGUUCUUGAAGUUUUAUGUUUGAUAGCAUCCAGAAGAGUCUCUAAAAAUCAGUGGCUGGUAGCAUGAUGUUUUGGGAUUCUGUGUUUUUGGGAUUUUGGGUGGGGGUUUGUAUUUUUUGUGGUGUUUUUUUGUGUUUUGUUUUUUUGUUGUUUUGGUUUUAAGAGGACAUCAGUAAUUGCACCAAUCUAUAAUUCUUAUGUUACGAAACUGGGAAAGGGCAAGUGCAAUGCAACUGUGGUCAUGAUGCAACUGAAGGAUCAAGGUCCUUCCUGUAUGAAAACCAGUAGCAGUUUGUUGAGAUGUGCUCUAUUAAGGAAAAGAGAAAGGGUAGCCCUCUCCAUGAACUGGGGUAAUAGGUUUCUUUUUGUCUUUGCAAUAGUUUUUCCAGAAACAGUAAUAAACUGAGCAAAGUAGAUUUCAUACUGUGCCUGAUGAGAUUUUGAAGCCUUGCAGGUGGAAAAUAGACUGAAUGCAGUAGUUUGCUAUGUGUUUUGUAAUUCUGAAAAUUUCUUCUGUUAGCUUCUUUUCUUUAAUCAGUAGGAAUAGACUAAAUCAUACGUAAGCACUACUUAUGUCUUCCUGGUAUCUUAGGUACUAUUGGGAAAUGCUGUAUAGGAAAGCCUGUAAUUCUUUUCCCUAAAAGCUUCUCUGGAUUAUUGUUACACUCAAUUAAAUAAAUCACCUAUUUCUAUA